Molecule: messenger RNA, 2383 nt
Organism: Anguilla anguilla (European eel)
Lineage: Eukaryota; Metazoa; Chordata; Actinopteri; Anguilliformes; Anguillidae
Product: protein ANTAGONIST OF LIKE HETEROCHROMATIN PROTEIN 1-like
Exons: 2
Coding region: 140-1438 (432 amino acids)
Source: RefSeq, a predicted model, not a curated record
UUUUCCACCCGUUUGGUGACCGGAAGUGGAUGUCUUGUUGUUGCCUCGAUUAGUAGCUCGCGUCCUGAAAACACAUUAAUAGCUUAUUGCUUUGAAUAUUUUGUUAUUCGUCGUGCAAGCCGGGUUUUGUGCUUCUAAAAUGGCUGGAGAGGAAGCUCUAAAGCCUCUAAUGUUCUUGCUCAUGUAUACGCUCAUGAAGCGCAGAAAGGACAUAAACAACGCAGACGUGCAAAGACGGAAUGAAAUCCAGAGGCGAAUCCGUCACAGGCAGUAUUUUUUCCAGAGACAAAGGAGGAUGCUCAUGAUGCUAAUAGCACGCAGCACAAGGUGCACCUGUAAUUACCGUACGCGAGCCUGGACAAACAUAGAGAGCACAGAUUGGUGGGAACGGGUGGUGAUGAAGGAGUUCCAGCCCCGCGAUUGGUUGGAGAAGUUCCGCAUGAGCAAGGACACCUUCUUUUUCCUGUGCAACAAGCUGAAGCCCCGACUGACGAGGCAGGACACGCACUUCCGGCUGGCGCUCCCCCUGGAGAAGCGCGUUGCCGUGGCGCUGUGGCGGCUGGCCACCAACGUGGAGUACCGCACCAUCAGCGCCCUGUUCGGCGUGGGCCGCUCCACCGUGUGCAAGUGCGUGCGAGACGUGUGCCACGCCAUCGUGUCCCUCCUCAAGCCUCUCUACCUGCAGCAGCCCAGCGAGCAGGAGAUGGAGGACGCCGCCCGGCUCUUCAACACGCGCUGGGGCUUCCCGCACUGCGUGGGCGCCAUCGACAGCCUGCACAUCGCCAUCAUCGCGCCCUCCAACAACACCGCCGACUACUGGAACGGCGCCGGCUGGCUUUCGGUGGUGCUGCAGGGCGUGGUCAACGGGCUGGGCCAGUUCUGGGACGUGUGCGCCGGGUUCCCGGGCAGCACGGAGGACGUGACCAUCCUGCAGAACUCCACCCUGUGGGCCGCGGCGAGCGAGGGCGGGCUCUCCCCCGAGCCGCCCCGGAGCUUCAUGGGCCGGCCGCUGGGGUACCUGCUGCUGGGCGACGCGGCCUACCCGCUGCAGAGCUGGCUGCUCAAGUGCUACCCGGAGUCGGACGGGCUCGCGCCGCGGCAGCGCGCCUUCAACUACCGGCUGAGCCGCGCGCGCAGCGUGAUCGAGAACGCCUUCCUGCGCCUCAAGGCCCGCUGGCAGUGCCUGCACAAGCGCAACGACUGCAGCCUGGACCUGGUGCCCACCAUGGUGCUGGCCUGCUGCAUCCUGCACAACGUCUGCGAGGUGCACGGGGACACCUUCGUGGAGGAGUGGCUGGAGGCGGUGAGCCAGGUCGACUGCCCGCAGCCCGCCGACGCCCUGCCCCCCUCCGCUGACGACCCCGAAGCGGAGGAGGUGCGCUCCCUCUUCUGCGACUACUUUCAGCAGCAGCAGCAGCAGCAGCAGCAGCAGAACUGAGCUGCGGCGGGACUAAAGAUAAUGCAUUCUUAUAGAGUGCGUCUUCAUCGGUGACUCUGCAACACCUUCUUCCGGAAGUGCAGCUAACCCUUUAAUUAGGGAAGUACUGUUUGCAUGGGAUUAGAGUAACCUGGGUCUCAUGAAAAGCAGAGGUGGCUUUUCUCUCUCACUUCCAUAAACCUCCCCAUGACCUGAUGAUAAUAAACAUUCUAGAGUUACCACUGGGGGAAAGAAGAUUUUAUUUUCUGCCAAAUGUUUGGCAGGGCAGAACGGAAUGUAUGUCAUUUCCACUGUUUUGGAUUAAUUUUAUGACCUGCGUUUAACCAUUUCACAAGAUGGCAUAGGAUGCAUAAACAUAUCCUUAAGCCUGGUUGAUCAGUGCGAUGUCCUCUGCAAACGCACAGCCGUGCAGCCGAACUCCAAAGCUUGUGUUGCUUCCUUUCUCUCUGCAGUCCUUCACAGGGUCCCCCAGAUGCGCUUCAUGCGAGCCGCAAUCGACACUGCUAUGUCACAGGCUGCUUGGGAAGCGUCGAGAACACUGAAACUGAGGCCGGUGUGAUGAAAACACACAAUUAUGUAGCCAAACUUCGCUCCAUGAUGAUGACUGCGAAACGUUGGAUCAUUGCAGGCCUACAAUCAAACUAGAAAUUCAGUUACAAAAUGUUCACAUUGCUUAUGAGUAAGGUUUCAUCCUAGAUCGCCCCCUCUUAUUCAUGUGAGGCCACCUCUGUGUGAUGUUCUUCUGACAUUGCAGAGUGGGCCGGGUGAGUGGGACAACAGAGGGGAGGAUUAGGAAGGCAGGAUGUUUAAAAAUGUUAAUUCUGACACUUACGAGCAUCAUCACUCAGCGUCUAAUGACGGAUAUUAAGCCACUUUGUAGUAGAUGGCCAGCAACUUCUGCUAAAUUUGUUGCCUUUUUAAUGUGAUUCUUGCAGGACUUCCAUC